AUGCCUGAUACAGAAACAGUUGCACAACAAACAUUAAGUUUGGGUAUGUUGGCGAAUACAGUUGAAAGUUUUGGUGGGAAAGGUAAUGUGAAGACUUAUUUUGAAAAAUUAGAACAGCGCUCUAAAUUAGAAAAUUGGAAUGAACAAAAAACUUUACAAAUCUUUAAAUAUAGGUUAUCGGGUGAAGCGUAUAAUUUUUUUAAAGUUGAUGAAUCCUUAAACUCUUUGUCAUUUAAUGAUCUUAAAGGGAAAUUUUUAAAACGUUUUCAGCCUUUUGAGUUACCAGGAAGGGCUCUUAAUAAUCUACAAAGGUGUUAUCAAAAUUCUGAUGAAAGUGUUAAUGCUUUUGUAGAAAGAAUUAAAUUAUUGGGAAUAAAAAUUUUAGAGGAAAAUUUGAAAAAUGCCGCAGAAACCGAUAAACCGGGCAUAAAAAAUAUGAAUAAACAGUUAGUUUUGAAUCAAUUUAAAAUAGGGUUGAAUACAAAUUUGUUGAGAAAUCUGGGUAGUUUAUACAUGAGGGAAGCUGAUUUAGACAUAGAUACAGCGGUUCAAUACGCAAUUGAAGAAGAAGCCAAUCAAUAUUUUUUACAAAGGAACCAAGGCAAUAAUAGAGUAAAUGUUAUUAAAUGUAGAGCUUGCGGAAAAAUGGGGCACUUGGAUAGGAACUGUUACACAAAUAAUAAUCGUCAAAAUUAUAGGUCUUAUAAUAAUAAUGGUGAUAAUAAUAGGAAUAAUUGUUUUCCCCAAAAUUCUACGAAAAAUUUUAGAAACAUGUCAAAUAAUAAUUUUCCAGACAAAACUUUAAUCAAAGAAAUUAUAAUAGUGGACAAUAUAACGGCAAUAUUCAAAAUAGAGGGUAAUUUUAUGGAUGAUAAUGACGAUAAUAAUAAUAAUGAUUUUUGCGAUGUUAGCGAUUUAAAUGAAGUCGAGAAUAUUUUAUAUGAUGACGAAAUUUGUAGAGAGAAAAAUGAUGAUGAAAUAGAUAAUUUUAAGGUUAAUAAUGAAAAUAGGGUGUUGGGUGUUGAUAAUCUAGAUCCUGUGGUAGAUGUUCAGGCUCGCAGUAAGAAGAACAUUUCUACAGUUGGGAGUACUUGGACUCAAAGUAAGGGAAGUACUGUCAGUGGAGUUUGUGAAACGGAGUAUCCAACUAACAGUGUUAUUCUAAAUUCUAAAAACUCUAGAGUAGAUUUUAACAAGGUUUCGGAAUUAAAAGACGUUGAAGAAAAUGAUAUUUGUGAAGAAAAUAAAGGAAUGUUAUGUGUUAAAAAAGAUAUUAGGGAUGCUAAUGUUGAGUCAAUUAAGAAUAAUGAGUUUAGUGAUAAUAAUGAGAAAGGUUUUGCUAUAUUUAAUAAUAAUAAUAACGUCGGAAAAAGUAAAAAUAAUGGAGUUAAAGAUAUUAAGGAAUCUCAAAUAUUAAUAAAUGAACGAAUUAAAAAUGGUAAUGAACUUGGUAAUGAAAAUAAAAUUCUUUAUGCUGUAACAGUAUCCGAAUCAAUGAUUCCUGCACUAUGCGAGGUUAAUGUGCCUGUAAAAAUAAACGAUCUGAAGAAUGAUAUAUUGAUUGAACCUAUUUAUUUUAGCGUUGAAGUUAUGGGUGAUACUAAUAAAAUCAGUAAACCUUCUGUUAAAAUAAGAGAUAAAAUAGAGCCAAGGCAAAGGAGUUUCUCACUAGGAAGCACUAAAUUAUCACAAUCGGAUAUUAACAAAAUAAUAGGGGUCAUGGACAAGGACAAAGAGAAUCAACAAACGCGCUGCACGGCCCGCGCAGUUUCGAAUAGUAAGGAAAUACGAGGGAGCUCCGAAAACAUCGAUACUGUAAAAAAUUCGAAAAGCCAAAGGGAAAUGUACGACACUAUUUUUAAUCCAAGACAUUCCGUAAAUAGAACACCUCCAAUGACGGGAAACGAUCUAAUAGUGGAAAAUCCUUCUGAAGAAAACAAUAGUAAAAGACUAAGAUCAGAUGCCUCAAGCCCAGAACAAGAACAAACGUCUAAUAAAAGAUUGUGUGGAAGAACAAUGAACUUUGAAAUCGAGACUCAAAAAAAUGAAGAUAUGAGAAUAAAGCCGGCAGCCUCGGAAGAACUCAUCAACAAUGUAUUUACAGCGUUAGAUCAAAUAGCACUGAUAACUGGAAAAGAGGAACAAGACGAAAAAACAUAUUUGUCCCAAAGUGAACAAAAAUCAGUAAGAGAGGCGCGGGACACAAUACAUAGAGCUCUAACAGUGUUAGUUUUUAAAGUGAGCGAGCUGGAAAAUAAAAAUAUAAUCCUAGAACAAACAAUGUGUCAAAGGAAUAAAGAAAAAUCCCUUUCUAAACCAAAUGAUAGAGACCUCAGACCAGUUACAGUAAAGGUAAGAAAAGUAAAUACAAGAAAAGAUUGCGUAGUCCAUAUAAAUAAACUAAAACCUUACACGGCCACGGAUCUUCAAAACGAUAAUACCUAUAAUAAUGAAAUAAGUAAAGAAAAUAUUUUAAUUGAUAAUUUUGAUGAAGAUAAUCAAAAUAUUGAUAUGGAGGAUGAGGAUGAUGAAAUAUUGAAUAAUACUUUAAAUAUUAUACCUUUUUUAACACCAUUAGAAGUAAUUUCCGAAGAAGUACCCCAAGUGAACGAACCUGACAUUCACCCUGUUUUACCCCGAAGGUCAAGGAGAAUAAGGAGACCUCCUGAUAGAUUAGCUCUUUCAAUGGUCCAAGGGGGAUUAUAUAGCUACAUUCAUCCUGUAGGACGUGAAAAUUGUAUGGAUAUACAUAACUUAAAAACUUUCAAUUUUUAUAAUAAAAUUAUUGGAAAUAUUGUACUAAAUGGAACUACUUCGGUUUAUACUGUAAUUGUGGGAAGUAAAACCGAUGGUGGUGAUUGUAAAGGCGGAAAUUAUCAAGAAAAUGGAAGGAUUUGGGAGAACGUAGUAAUAAGUGCCACAGUUAAAAUUUCAACUCUACAAUACUUAGCAAAAUUAAAGCUUGAUGAUGAUGAACUAAGUUUAAAAGAUCAAAUUGUUUGUCCAUUUACAAAGGGAUAUUGUUUUGAUUCCACAUAUGGAGAUACAGCAUGGAAACUUAAUUUUGAUGAAACCUGUUGGGACAAAUUUACAAUAUUGUUUGAGGGUAUUGGAUAUGAAAUAACUGAAAAGAAUGCGAAUAAAUUUAUUGUAAUCGAGGAAGAAAAUAAAGUUUUUGCGUUAACUUUAUUGAAGAAAUUUGAAUUAUGUGGUUUAAAAAUGUUUUAUACAGAACAUCCACAGAUAUUAAUAUUAAUGGAAGAAAAUCGACAAGGAGAACAUUUUAAAGUUACGGUAAAUACAGCUGAUAUAAACUUAUUAGCUUAUGUCAACAGUAAAUUUUUGUAUGUGGAGCAAUCAUAUAAAAGGUCAAUUAACGCACUUUAUAAGGAUACAAUCCAUAGAAGAUGUUUAUUAAAAAGAGAUAUUCUAAUAAACAGACUACUGUUAGCUCCUUUAACACCCACUGCAAUAAGUUCUUUACUGAAAAAAGAAAUUGGUUAUAUAGGAAGAGUAUUGGGAGAAGUACUCUACAUAAUGAAAUGUACGCCGAGAAGUGUGGAACUCCGAAGGGCAGAUCGUUGCUAUAAUGAAUUACCUAUUUUAGUCUCAAAUGAAUCAGCAUUUUUAGCUCCAAUAACCCAUAUAAUACAAUAUCACGCAGAAGAAAUAGAAUGUAAUAUUCUUGCUCCACCAAUGUAUCUAAUUAAUGGAAAAUGGAUUGGUUUAGUUCCUCAUCCUGUUGUAAUGGACGAACCACACAAACUUAAACCCGAAAAUGAAAAACAAAUUUAUUUUGCUUCCAUAAAACCAGUUAGUGCAGCUGGGCUGUACACAAAUGAUGAAGUUAUUAAAGCCCAAAAGAGUAUCGUAUUUGGUAGCGAGAGGAAGGCGGUUCAAAAUAUUUUGGCUCGCCGAAUUGCAGGAUAUGAUGUAAGUGAUCAAGGAUUUUCAACGCUGAAAAUUUUCGAUGUUAAGGAGAUGCAUAAACUGGCAAGAUCCACCUUUAAAACUGUUUGGGGUUGGUUCACAGGUUUUGGACUUUUCUUUGCGGGAUUUUUUGGUAAAGGCAUAUCACAUUCUUGCAGAGGUCCUUCUAAUUCUAAUGCUCGUGAAAAUAUAUUGAAUAUAGUACAACAGUUACCCCAAAAACAGCAGAACCAAAUAAUAACUAAACUUUUGAAAAGAAAAAUAUCCAACAAUGCAUUGUUGGAUAUUAAUGAUAACAAGGCUAAAGAUGAGCUCGUGUUAAAUACUCUUGGAUCGAAGGUUCGGGUAACUGUAAAUAAAGAAAAAGAAGUAAGAUUUUCUGCCGAAAAAUUAGAUAACUUCCAAGCUAAUACUGGAUCGUCUACAAAUUACAUGAAAAAAUUGGCUAACUUCAUUCGUAGUUCUGCGCGUAGAAAAUCAGUUCCCAUGAAUUAUAAUCAAAAUUUGUAUGAAAAAUCUAAUAUGCUGGAACACCUUUAUAAAGAUGGUUUCUACGAAUUCGAAACAUCCAACGAUGGAAUUAAAAAGAGGCUAGUUGUGUAUGCUACUGCAUCAGAACUCGUUGACUUUAUCUUUGAAAAACAAAACAUUGAACACAUAGAACAAUCAAAAAUAAAAGUAAUGGCAGAUGGAGGACAAUAUUUCUUCAAAAUUUCUCUUUAA
Molecule: messenger RNA, 4653 nt
Organism: Brassicogethes aeneus
Lineage: Eukaryota; Metazoa; Arthropoda; Insecta; Coleoptera; Nitidulidae
Source: the annotation of a GenBank genome assembly